Penicillium maclennaniae is the source of this 1416-nucleotide messenger RNA. RefSeq lists its product as uncharacterized. The coding region runs from base 1 to 1416 and encodes 471 amino acids. NCBI's taxonomy places the organism in Eukaryota, Fungi, Ascomycota, Eurotiomycetes, Eurotiales, Aspergillaceae. The transcript has 4 exons. The record is from RefSeq and is a predicted model, not a curated record.
AUGCCGCUCCACCACGGAUCUCAUGGUCUUCGACGAAAGUCUAAGAAAGAUGGAAGGAAAAGCACCUCGUCAACAGUUUCUACUAUUAGCACACAGGCUGGUCCUGCUGAAAUUUCGAAACAUUUCGAAAGAGCCGAUUCUCCAGGGCAGGACCAUGCGUCCAAAGAACUCUUGAAACCACAAGCGGCUUCUGCAUCAUCGCCGAAUAACCCCGCCGAAUCGGAGAAAAAGUCACCUAAUGUCUUUGAAUUCUUGGACGACAGUAGUAGUGACUCGUCCUCAUCAUCAUCGUCGGAACCCGAUGAUGACGAACCCACGCCCCCGGUGCAGGCGCAGGCUACCACGAAGAUACAGUCCCCUCAACCUCGGACUGCUCCCUCGCCUUUACUGCUGUCCGAACCGGAGAUAUUACCGACCACGAUUAAGCCGUCAUCGACCGGGAAGUCCAGGAGACCUAGUGACUCACGUCCACCUUCAGCGCCGGCCCCUCCUCCCACCGAGAGUCAAAUGCAAAUGACACGCAAACAACCGCGUCCUAGGAAAUCAUCUGCUAGGGAAUACAAAUCAACAGGCCCUUCACCUCUUCCCGCCAAACGCCAAUUGCAAAUCUCGCACCCUGAAGACUACUAUACCUCACGAAACACAUCUGUUGUUAACCGGCAAUCGCUGCCACCGUCCCCGCCGAGCAGCCCAGAGGAUAGCCACCACCGCGGCACACCAACGAGACGAAGAGACUCGAGUGCCUUGCAGGUGUCAUCGGGUUACGGACUUGUUGCAUCGCAGCUCACCCGCUCGAACACCCAGGAAAAGGCUGGGUUCCCGCCGCUAUACCGUCGCUUCGAAAGCGUGAACCACCGCGUGCUACUUCAUCUGCAAGAUGAAAUCGCCCAAAUGGAGGAAGAACUUCACACUCUUGACGAGUAUGAGGAGAUGCAUCGCAUCGCUUCCGCCGAACAAGAAGGGAUCAAGCCUGUGCCUGCCUCUCGCCGCAUGGAGGUCCAGUCGCAGUCAUAUUCCUCUCUGCAUUAUCGACGCAUGGAUCUCCUGGCUGCUCUGACCCAUAAAACUGAGCAGUAUACUCAUACAGCAAAGUCCUACAGACUCUCCCCCCGAGCCUCAGAAGACGACGUGCAAAAUUACCGCUCCUGGAUGAAACACCACAACCCUAUCGCUGCCGCCGAGACCCGCUUCCUGGACCAAGAUGCCGACCUUGUCUCUCUCACCCCCCCGCUUGGCAGCAUCCGCCGCCGCCGCGCCUGCCGACUCGUCGUCGUCACAGUUGUCGGAGGCGCAGCAGCAGCCAUUGCAGCGAACUACUCUGCCGGUAUUGAUACUUUGGUCGAUUCACGCGACGGCUGGAGAUGCGCUACAAUCUACUUCGGCUUCAUGACCUUUGCUGCCAUGUUCAUACCUUAG